This is a messenger RNA of Rhinocladiella mackenziei CBS 650.93, 1650 nucleotides long. RefSeq lists its product as uncharacterized. The record is from RefSeq and is a predicted model, not a curated record. The transcript has 5 exons. Gene Ontology annotation, molecular function: CoA-ligase activity. NCBI's taxonomy places the organism in Eukaryota, Fungi, Ascomycota, Eurotiomycetes, Chaetothyriales, Herpotrichiellaceae. Bases 1 to 1650 code for a protein of 549 amino acids. Gene Ontology annotation, biological process: secondary metabolic process.
AUGCCUUUCCUUGCCAAAGAAAUCGUUCCCAUCCCAAACAAAGAUAUUCUAUCAUGGAUAUACGAUGAGCAAAGCCAAAGAUACGAUUCGGACAAGCCAAUUUAUCUCGAUGCACUCAAUCCAUCGAGAUCGAUUUCGGCGAACCAGGCUUACCGGAUCAUUCGAAAGCUUGCCGCGGGCUUUCACGCCGCGGGUGUUCAGCCUGGGGAUUGCGUCUGUGUUCACUCUUUCAAUGACAUCUACUAUCCCAUGCUCUUUCAGGGCAUUCUCGCUGCUGGAGCAAUCUUCGCAGGGACAAAUCCUUCAUACACGCAAUUCGAACUCGGCCAUCAUUUCAAGACGUCAAAGACAAAAUUUGUGAUUUCAGAGCCCGAGAUAUUGUCUUCUGUACUUCUCGCUGCCAAAGAUUGUGACAUUCCCCAAUCCAACAUUUGGAUUUUCGAUACCCAGGAUCAGAGGAUUCCUCCUGGGUUUCGGUCUUGGAGAACUUUGAUGGAGCACGGCGAAAGGGAUUGGCCUCGGUUUGAUGACGAGAAAGUCUCGAAAUCGACCACGGCGGCGAGAUUGUAUAGCAGUGGGACGACUGGAUUGCCCAAGGCAUCAGCGCUUUCCCAUUACAAUUUCAUUGCUCAGCACACUUUGGUGUUUGAAGUGUACAAGGCUCCAUACGAAGUGAAGCGCAUCCUGUAUCUUCCAAUGUUCCAUGCAGCAACGGUCCCAGUGAGCCAUGUCACCGCCUUGCGAGCCGGUAAUACGACCUACGUCCUGCGGCGGUUCGAAAUGAUCCAUCUUCUUUCGUCGGUCCAAAAGUAUAGAAUUCCCGAACUGAUUCUUGUCCCUCCUGUUGCUGUUGCAAUCUUGAAAUUUCCACAAUUGAAGGACUAUUCCCUAAAUUCAAUAAAGAUCGUUCAAGCGGGAGCCGGCAAACUGGACAAAGAUCAUCAAAAUGCCAUUCAAGCUCUUCUGAGCCCAGAUGCUUCAUUCACUCAGGUCUGGGGCAUGACGGAAACCAGUUGCGUCGCUUCGAGAUUCAAUUAUACCGAGCGUGAUGAUACGGGCAGUGUUGGACGGAUGAUGCCUAACUUGGACGUGAAAAUCAUCGAUGACGAUGGCCGAGACAUCACAGGGUAUGAUGUGAGAGGCGAGCUGUGCAUCAGGGGUCCGACCAUCAUCUCGUGCUAUUUCGACAAUCCAACCGCAACAAAAGACUCUUUCGACGACGAAGGCUAUUUCAAAACGGGCGAUAUCAUGUAUUGCGACUCGAAAACCAAGAAAUGGUACAUCAUCGACCGCAAGAAGGAAUUGAUCAAAGUCCGCGGAUUCCAGGUCACUCCGACAGAAAUCGAAGCCGUGUUGCUGUCGCACCCACAGAUCCUCGACGCGGCGGUCAUUGGUGUCAAAAAGCCGGAUGAGCCGGACGUUGAGCAACCAAGGGCGUAUGUGGUGAGGAAACCGGAGUCAAAGGAAACGGAUCUAAAUGAGCAAAUCAUCAAGGAAUUCUGUGGAGGAAAGUUGGCUAGAUACAAAGAACUCACCGGUGGUGUUCGUUUUAUUGACGCCGUUCCACGCAACGCCGCCGGGAAACCCCUGAAACGCAUCCUGAGAGAGAUGGCGAAGGCUGAACCAGGCCAGCAGACCCAGAAACUGUAG